CAUGAUGCCAUUUAGCAACAGAUGAGCAACGUUGUAUGUUCAUUUUGGGCAGCCAGAGCAACGCAUUGCCAUCGCCAGAGUGCCCCGAAAGGAUCCCACCCACACUGUGUAAUGCCUGCCAGGGUCGCGGUGCUUCCCUUCUGCCUCGCACCGUAGCAGCUUUUGCCGUUUUUAAGCGGCUCCCGCAUCAAAAAAAAAAAGAAGACAAAACCGCGUGUGUUAUAUAGCAGCCAGUGAGUUUCUUCUGUGGCUGGAAUCGCUAUGGAUGUGCUAUGGAUGAUACCGCUGCUGCUGUUCCCACUCCUGAUGUGGACCAGCAGCACGUUUGUUUUUUAUUUCAAAAAGUUCUUCUACGUCGCCUGGAUGAUGUGCUUGGCCCUCGUUACGAUCCCCCUGUGCAUACUGAAAAGCGGAGGCAGGGACGUGGAGAACAUGAGGAUUAUCCGCUCCAUGGUACGUCACGUGAAGUAUUUCCUGGGUCUUCGAUUUGAAGUGACCGGUUGGGAGCAUCUGCAGACAGAGGGACCCUAUGUCAUCAUCUCCAACCACCAGAGCUCCCUGGAUGUUUUGGGCCUGAUGGAGAUCUUACCAGACCGCUGCACCAUGAUUGCCAAGAAGGAGCUGAUCUACGCCGGCACGGUUGGCCUCAUUUGCUGGCUGGGGGGCAUCGUCUUUAUCAACCGCAAGAAGACGAGCGAUGCCAAGAGUGUCAUGACUGACGCUGCCAAAACCAUGCUGGACGAACAGAUUCGUCUUUGGGUGUUCCCAGAGGGAACGCGAAACCAGAAAGGCGACCUGCUGCCCUUCAAAAAAGGAGCUUUCCACCUGGCAGUGCAGGCACAAGUACCCAUCAUACCCGUUGUUUUCUCCUCCUACAGCAACUUCUACCUACGGAAAGAAAAGCAGUUUAACUCGGGGACCAUCAGAUUGAAGAUCCUUCCAAAGAUCGAGACAAAGGGGAUGACGUCAGAGGAUAUAUCAUCCCUCUCUGACAAAUGCUUCAACGUGAUGCGCUCUGCCUUCUUAAACAUCUCUGAGUCCGUAACCCAGAGCAACGGGCCGCUGAGGCACUGAACAUUUACCAUACUCCCACCUCUUUUUCUCCUAUGUCCCUGUCUAAGACCCAUUCCUCCCCCAGACCUCCCCACUCUCCCCAGGUUGUCCCAUUACCUGGCCAGGAAACAACAUGACACAGGUCUCUUGUCAUGAAAUCUCUUCUUGUCUAGUUGACGCCUGGUCCAGUCCGCCUCUGGCCUGACCAUACAGCACAGUCAGUCCCGACCCUCACUGUGCCUGCAGCAGCACCGGCAGCAGCGCUGCUCUGCACGCCGUGAGCGGAGUGACGGACGGCAAGCCGAACAGUAUGGAUGUGUGUUGUUCUUCAUGCAUGCCUUUUUGGAUGGCUCUGUCCACCUUCACCGUUGCUUCGUUCUCUGGCUUUGGAAGCCUAGCUUUAUUAUUGUCUUACUUUAUCACCAUUUUGUACUUUUUUUGGCUUCUUAUUUAAUUUUUUUUCUCUCUGUCUGCCUUCUGUUUAGCAGAUAAACCUUUUUUCUUUUCUGCUCAUAAAUGUCAGUGGAUAUUCAUGUGAUCCUCUCAUGCUGCCUUUGUUUUAGUUAUCUUUGGACGCUCUUGCGCACACACACACACACGCAUACAUGCACAGAUGCACACAUUAAGAGUACCCCAUUUCCUUCCUUGCUUCCCUUUUAGUCUGUUCUCCCCCUUUCUGUAUUCCAGUCUCUUGCCUAAAGACAAAAAGAGCGGGGUCUCCCAAGAGCGGUGGAGUGCGUGGAGGUGAGAGGUCGACACUGGUUGACCGUGGACUUCUUUGCUUCUGUCGCUAUGAAUUCAACUCUAUAUCCACAUUGGCUCUUCAACUCAAUAACCAAUAGCUCCACGACAUAUUUUAUGAUGUCAGAAAGGAAGGAAUUCAAGGUUACGAGAUACAGUGCAUAACAAUAGCACCCAUCUGUACUGAUUUAAUGGACUUGAGCGGACUGAUCAGUUUUCAGUGUUGUGCAUUGUUGGUGUAUCAUUGUUCAUUCUUCCAGUUUUCUCCCCAAAAGGUUAGAAACACCCUGCGUGCAGCACUGAGCAGCAAGUCUUCUCGCCGUGUUCUGUAUUUUUGCUAAUUUUUUAUUUAUUUCUACAUCGGAUUAUAUAGUUUCUGUUGGGGUUUGUUUUUUUUUUUUUAGCUCCUCGGACGGAACUCACAAGUGAACCUAUUUAAGAGGUGUCAAAAAGGUGAUUUCAUAUUGUGCAAUGUCAACUGUUUUAUUAGCAUUACUGUUCCAAAGUGCAAGCUACCUGCUGUGCCAUGACAAAGUGUUUUUGGGAGGUCUCCAAUUAAGCCCGUCAUUCGCUGACUAAUUUCACUUUACCAAUGAUAUAAUGUCCCUUUACCAAUGAUGUAAUGCAGUCCUUGCUGUAGGGAAGAGGGUAAAACUUGUGUAGAAUUGUGAAUGAUUUUAUUUGUUCUGAUUAACUUGAAGAUUUUCUAAUUACUAACAAACCUGACAUACUCAAGUCUACAUCUCAGAAGAGUUUAAGGGUUGUCCCUGUUUUUUUUUUUGUUUUUUUUUUUCAAUAUGAAAGUGAAUAACAUUGUUUUAGUUGUGACGUUCUGAUUCAGUUGUUACUUAACCUCUUAGCAGAAUAUUAGAUUAUUUAAAAAGUUGUGGAAAUUUUUGGCCUUAAGUUUGAUUAGGUUGUUGUUGCUCUCGAUCGAUGAUCAAUUUCUGUUUUGUAAUAUGUACUGACGACAACCUCUAACCAGAUAGAACUGACUGAACUGUUUUUAGUUUACAUCCAGGUCUUAAAUUUCACAUUGCUCACUGCCUUUACUGCUUGCAAAAUCACUCAUUUUGCCGCUUCAGCCCGUCAAACACCAUCUGAGAAUGUAUUUCAGCAUUUGUGUACUACUAAUUGCAUCUUAUUUUAUUUUUACGAAGUUGUUGUAUUACAGUGGGAUGUUGUCUUACAUACAGUUGGCAACAAAUCCAGGAAAUGUAUUCAUCAUUUGACAAUUAAAUGUUAAAUUUAGACUGACUUGUUGUGUACACAAACCUUCUAAGGAGAUCAUCUUGUGUAUGGAUUUAUCAAUACUUUGGUACUAAGCCUGUACACAGUUGUUUUAGUGAUACAUGCUGGGCUUUGGCUUUACAUGUGAUGGUCACGGUUUCAUUUAUAUUAAAGGCCACUAUAAAAUAUAUGCCCCUACUGAUUCUAAUUAAUCAAAAUCUAUAUUUUUUUUUUCGUAGUUUGAAUAUAUUUAUUGACUUUUCUUAUCUGUAAGAGCAGAUUUGACUGAAAUUGAAUUGAAUGUUAUAAAGUACUCUACCAAAUUGAUUACUUCCAAAAUAUGAACUAUACCAUAUACAUUUUGCUAAUGGAGUGUGUUUAUCCAUUUAUUUCCAGUUCAGUUCUCGGGUUAUUUUGUAAUACAAAUGUGUGAUUUGUAAGCUUUGUGUCAUGAGCUUGAACUGGUGGCUCACAGGCUCUGCAGCAACUCUGCUGUUUUUUUUUUUUUUUAUUUCUUUAGGCAGUUGUUUACGAACUUCUAAGAUAUUGGAAAAGAUUCUGAAGUAUUCUGAACCUUAAUAAAGCACUUUUCAUGCUGAGUUUGGGUGGAAAAAUAAAAAGGACUUCAAGUUUUCUCUGAUUUUCACCAAAGCUAUUAAAGUGUAAUUGGUGGUAGCUUUUAGAUGGAUACGAGAAACAGAGCUGACAUCCUGCAGAGUCUUGUAUGUGUGUGGUCCCUUACUGUAUGUGUGUGUGUGCGUGUGUAAACAUGUACACAUGGUAUAAAUGCCCAUUCUAGUACCUGGUUAAUAUUGAUGAUGUAGUGUUCUUGAUUUCACCUAUUCUGGGUAAAUGUGAAUGCCUUGCAAAAGAAUAAAUAAAAAUUCAUUCUUUUUUUCUUAA
This is a messenger RNA of Morone saxatilis (striped sea-bass), 3927 nucleotides long. RefSeq names its product 1-acylglycerol-3-phosphate O-acyltransferase 2 (lysophosphatidic acid acyltransferase, beta) (gene agpat2). The coding region runs from base 262 to 1074 and encodes 270 amino acids. The transcript is spliced from 6 exons. Gene Ontology annotation, molecular function: 1-acylglycerol-3-phosphate O-acyltransferase activity. The record is from RefSeq and is a predicted model, not a curated record. NCBI's taxonomy places the organism in Eukaryota, Metazoa, Chordata, Actinopteri, Moronidae. Gene Ontology annotation, biological process: phosphatidic acid biosynthetic process. Gene Ontology annotation, cellular component: endoplasmic reticulum; membrane.